UGAUUUUCCUCUUUAAACCCACCCACCUUCAUCGCUACCUGUUGGCAACUUUCUGCCCCAAAAUUUUCUGUCGUUUUAUUUUCUUUCACGUGUCGUUUUGUAAAAUUUUUUCCCUUGUUCACACCCACCGGAGGUCUGAUCGCCGAGGAUUAAAAUAUUGCUUCAGAUCAGGAACGUCUUUGCAAAACCUGAUUAGCCAGAAAUCGGACACGUGAAUGGUUGUACGGUUAAUCCCUGUUCCUGCGGGUAUCGAAACCGUCUUCGGGACGACGUGCUGAUUGCGAGGGAAAAUUCUAGUUUUUUUUUUCCCCCGGUUCUUUUAUUGAUUCGUUGAUGGACGAUCUCAGAGAUUGGUCGCCUGAACUAAACGGCGCCGUGUUAGAAGAGAGGCCGUUGUCGUCAGUUUCGUUGAAUCAAACGGAGAUUGGCGCCGAGUGCUGGCUGAUAGCUGAGGAAGCAACGCAGGGGAUCAUUGCCAAGGUUCAGCCCACUGUUGUCUCUGAACAGAGAAGAAAAGCGGUUAUUGAUUACGUGCAAAGAUUAAUCAGAAAAUCUCUUGGUUGUGAGGAUCUUGGUUGUGAGGAUCUUCGUUGUGAGGUAUUUCCAUUUGGUUCAGUGCCAUUAAAGACUUAUCUCCCUGAUGGAGAUAUUGAUCUGACUGCCUUUGGUGGUCUAAAUGUGGAGGAGGCUUUGGCCAAUGAUGUAUGUUCUGUCCUUGAAAGAGAAGAACAAAACAGGGCUGCUGAGUUUGUAGUGAAGGACACCCAACUAAUCCGUGCUGAGGUUAAACUUGUAAAAUGCCUGGUACAAAACAUUGUGGUAGAUAUCUCCUUCAAUCAAUUAGGAGGAUUGUGUACACUCUGCUUUCUUGAGCAGGUUGAUUUUCUCAUUGGAAAAGACCAUCUCUUUAAGCGCAGUAUUAUACUAAUAAAAGCUUGGUGCUAUUAUGAGAGUCGAAUUCUCGGUGCUCAUCAUGGCUUGAUUUCUACAUAUGCCUUGGAGACUUUGGUUUUGUAUAUUUUCCAUCUAUUCUACUCAUCAUUAAACGGUCCUUUAGCGGUUCUGUAUAAAUUUUUGGACUACUUCAGCAAAUUUGACUGGGACAACUACUGCAUCAGUUUGAAUGGGCCUGUUCGCGUCUCUUCCCUGCCAGAAGUUAUAGUUGAGACACCUGAAAAUGGUGGACAGGAUGUAUUGUUUCCUACUGCGUUGCUAAAGGGCUGUGUUGAACAGUUCUCGGUCCCUUCAAGAGGCUUUGAAACAAAUUCACGAACAUUCCCUCCAAAGCAUCUCAACAUACUUGAUCCACUAAAAGAGAAUAAUAACCUUGGCCGCAGUGUGAGCAAAGGGAACUUUUUUCGUAUAAGAAGUGCAUUUACAUACGGGGCUAGAAAACUUGGGCACAUCCUUUCACAGCCAGAGGAGAUCUUAGCUGAUGAACUCCAGAAGUUUUUCUCGAACACUUUGGAUAGACAUGGAAGUGGACAGAGACCCGAUGUUCAAGACCCUGUUCCAUUAACCAGACACAAUGGGUUUGGUGUCGCAUCAACAAUUUCAGGGGCAGAGUCAUGUGAGGAGAAUGGUAUAUAUGAAUCAGAAUCCGCCAUAACAGAGAAUUGUAAGUUAGAUCAUGAAGCACAAUUGUGUGGUGGUGUCAGUAACAUGAAGAUAUCUGAAACUGAACUGAGUGACUGCAUAACCAUGAAUGGUUCUGUGGAUGGAACAGCUGUUUCAGAAAGCCGUCUUUCAGGGGAUGCAAAAGACCUAGCUACCUGUAGAAUUCAAGAUCUUAAAAUUUCAAAUGGUUCCUCCAAGUCUUCCUCUCCAAGUGUUGAGGAGAAUACUUCCCUUGUGGGUAAAGUGCAUUAUGCGCCACAUCUAUAUUUUACUUCUUCAUCUACAGGAAAUGGAGAAAUGAGAAAUGGAAAUGUGGAGUGCAAACAGCUAGCAAAUUUUGGUUCUGCUGAGAAGAACAGGUCUUCUAAGAUUCUGUCAGCACCUUGCAAGGAAACCAGCUUAAUUGUACCUGAUUCUCAGUGUGAGGGUGUUAUGCAUGAUGUUCCAUCUCCUGCUGGAUCAAAGCACUAUCCUUCAAUAAUGAGUACAGUUGCUUGGUCCUCAGAAGAUUAUAAUUAUGGCUACAGUGGCUAUCAGGCAUCACCUACGACUUCUGGCAGUCCCAAAGCUUUGAAUUUAUCUGAUCUCACUGGGGAUUAUGAUAGUCAUCUUUUUAGUUUGCGCCUGGGCAGGCAGUUGUGUGAGCAAUCCUGGAAUGCAUCCUAUUCUUCUAUGCCUUCACAGUUACGUUCUCAGUUCCAGAACAAUAAUUCAUUAAAUGUAAUGCAACAGUCACUGUCAUUUGGGAGAAAUGUUAUCCCCCAUGCCAAUGGCUUUGUCACUGGACCAAUUUUUUAUUCCAUCAGUCCACAGAUAUUGCCUGGUGCAAGCUUUGGUGUGGAAGAGAUGUCAAAACCUCGAGGAACUGGGACCUAUCUUCCCAACAUGAGCCUUUAUAGGGAUAGGCCUUUGACUAUGAGGGGAAGGAGUCAAGCACCAGUUAGAUCUCCUCGUAGCAAUGGCCGUGUCAUGGUUCCCCAUGAAACAAGUUUUCCUGAGAGAAGCAGCCGUGAAUUUGCACCAGUACAAUUUAAUGUUCAUCAAGGUGGUGGAAAAACUGGACUUGUGGAUAUUUGCCACCCUGGCUCCCCUGAGAAAAAGGCACAACCUAAUUCCAAUGGCUCUAGUCAUCCGUCAGAGAGGACUGUUGGAGGACAGCGCUCUGUUGUUCCAACCCCUCUUGAGAGCAGUAGGCAACCAAACAAGGCUUCUGUCGUUGGUCAAAACUCAAGUUCAAGUCUCUUAUCACCAAAGACGGAAACGGGCAAUGAUCAAGAUAGGAGUGCUGUAGAAUCAUCAUACCAAUAUCAAGUCGAAGAUUUCCCCCCUCUAUCUAAUCUGAUGGCAGUGGGAAGGAAUGUGGUUUAAGUUAAUAGGUGAGUAAAUGCUAACAGACCAAACUGUGUCAAAGCCUUUAACGGCUACCUAUGGCCAUUAUGAAGCACGUAACAUGUAGUUUGAUUAUCGGAAAGACAUUUUGUACAUUCGACUAAUUAUUUUUAACACCUUAAUGCUGGAAUGAUGGUUUUAACCAGUUUUUUUUAUCAUGUCACCAAUCUUAGGUCAAAAUUGUAGACUCAGAUAUUAUCUUUGCCGAUGUCUCAUGGAACUGAUACCAGACUAGAAAUAAUGGUUUUUGGCAGUUGUAAUAGUAUAACAUUUUUGGCUUUUCUGUUC
Messenger RNA from Mangifera indica (mango), 3294 nucleotides. RefSeq lists its product as uncharacterized. Lineage: Eukaryota; Viridiplantae; Streptophyta; Magnoliopsida; Sapindales; Anacardiaceae. Bases 334 to 2985 code for a protein of 883 amino acids. The record is from RefSeq and is a predicted model, not a curated record. The transcript has 9 exons.